This is a messenger RNA of Vitrella brassicaformis, 793 nucleotides long. The record is from the annotation of a GenBank genome assembly. Lineage: Eukaryota; Vitrellaceae.
UCCCUCCCUAUGCGUUGGUGCACACUCGACACACUCAAUUGCAAUGCUUAAGAGGCGCAGAAGUAGGCGAUGCAUACCACGCUCACACUUACAACGCCCCAGAACGCCCACAGAGGAUACACCAAAAAGCAGAGCAGAGCAGACACAAAAGACACAAUGAAAACCCCCGUGAUGAAUUUAUCACGGUAUAGUAGUAUUUCUAUAGGGUCUGUAGAAAUGACUACUAUGACAAUACAGGCAAAGAAGAGCCAAAACGCACCCUUCAGUACCAAUGUCACCCACCAAUCCACAGCCGCCCGCUGCUGCAUUCUUUGUUCCCGUCGAGCAGUGGCCAUGUCCGCCCGGUAUUCCUCUCUGGCCUUGUCGAUCUGCAUGUGCAUCUCCUCAACAGCCACCUGCAGACGCCGCUCCUCCUCCUGGCCGGCCCGCUCUCGCUCGGUUGUGCUCCACAGCAAGUCGAUGGUGUCGCUCAUCUUGCCCAGCCCCUCCUUGAUGCGGGCCAGGCGCUCAUGGGCAGCGCGAAGACUGCUGUAGUUGAGUGCACCAGCCAGCAGGCACAUCACUAGCAGGCACAGCACGAUGCCCAGGAGGGAUCUGUCGCGGUUGGUGGUCUUGGCUCGUGCCUUGAUGAGCUCAUCAGACGCCUCCUCCAAUGUCAUUAUCAUCGCCCUUCCAGCCAGCUGCAGGAGGGGAGAUCUGCAGACAGGCAGAGAGGAAUGCAUUUGGUCGAAAGAUUCUUUUCCAAGAGCUUUUGGUGGCUCUCGCCUGAGUAGUUUCUUUGCUUGUGCGUUCA